Molecule: messenger RNA, 438 nt
Organism: Rhincodon typus (whale shark)
Lineage: Eukaryota; Metazoa; Chordata; Chondrichthyes; Orectolobiformes; Rhincodontidae
Gene: ighv2-1
Product: immunoglobulin heavy variable 2-1
Exons: 3
Coding region: 1-438 (145 amino acids)
Biological process (GO): defense response to bacterium; complement activation, classical pathway; innate immune response
Cellular component (GO): blood microparticle; immunoglobulin complex, circulating; external side of plasma membrane
Molecular function (GO): antigen binding; immunoglobulin receptor binding
Source: RefSeq, a predicted model, not a curated record
AUGAUGUUGUCAAUUUUCCUCAGCUUGUUAUUAAUUUUCUUAUCCCGUAACUGUGUCCAAUCGGGGGCUGUUUUGACUCAACCAGAGGCAGAAACAGGCCACCCUGAAGGCCCGCUGAGACUGACCUGUAAGACCAGCGAGUUCAAUUUUGUUAGCCACAGAAUGCAUUGGGUCCGACAGGUUCCCGGACAGGGGCUGGAGUGGUUGGUUUACUACUAUGCUUCAUCCAGAAAUGACUACACCCUAGCGAUUAAGGAGCGAUUUACUGCCUCCAAAGACAUUACAAAGAGCAUCUUCAUUUUGGACAUGAAGAGCCUGAAGAUCGAAGACACCGCCAUCUACUACUGUGCAAGAGACUGGGGUGGCUCACUCCAUUACUGGGGACAAGAAACCAUGGUGACAGUGACUGCAGUCAACGGCUCCCGUAUCCUAACUUGA